Messenger RNA from Dentiscutata erythropus, 331 nucleotides. Lineage: Eukaryota; Fungi; Glomeromycota; Glomeromycetes; Diversisporales; Gigasporaceae. The record is from the annotation of a GenBank genome assembly.
AUGGAGAAUUUGCUUAGAGAAAUAUAUGAAAAUGAUGGUACCAACGAAGAAUUGAAUCUUAUUCCAAUUAAAAUGCCCAAAACUAAACGGUUAAUUAGAUGGAUAAAAGGAAAAUUUAAAUGUCAAAAAGAUAAAAAACAAUUCUCAACAACUAAGACCAAGGAUACAAUUUUAACGGAUAAAAAAAAUAAGGAUUUGUCGUUGGUCGAAAAAGAUAAAAGUUCUUUUUUAAUCACUGAGCCUGACAAAAGCCAAAUUUUAAUUGCUAUGCAAAAUAAAAGUCGUAUUUAUCAAUUCGAAAAUUUGCCUGUGCCAGUAAAUGCAACUCAAG